AUGACCCUUGGAGCUGCAGCAACCGUCUGCGGUGUUGUGAUUGGAUCAAUGGCUGUUGCUCAGGUGUUCUCUUCAGUUUAUUUCAGUGCAUGGUCAAAUAGAUCAUACAUGAGACCACUGGUAUUUAGCAGCAUCAUUCUUCUUGUGGGAAAUACUUUGUAUGCAUUGGCUUAUGAUCUUAAUUCAAUAUCAGUACUUCUGAUUGGUCGACUAUUCUGCGGGUUAGGUUCUGCAAGAGCAGUUAAUAGGCGUUAUAUCAGUGACUGCGUACCCCUUAAAUUGCGAAUGCAGGCUUCUGCUGGUUUUGUCAGUGCCGGUGCACUUGGAAUGGCAUGUGGGCCUGCUCUUGCUAGUCUACUCCAAACUAAUUUCAAGAUUUACAAAUUGACAUUCAACGAAGACACAUUACCUGGUUGGAUUAUGGCUCUCGCAUGGCUAAUCUAUUUGCUGUGGUUGUCGAUUUCUUUUAAAGAGCCUUCUCGUGUGACAACAGAAAAUAUUGUGCCACGGGAAUCUAAUUCUGGGAAAAUUGUAAAUAUUUCUGUGGAGAAUGGUCCUACACAACCAUUGCUGUCAAACUCCAAAGCUAAGCAAAAAGAUGGAGAUGGAGACACUGAUUGUGAUGAUGCUGAAGAAGAUCCUGUGGAAAUCCAAAAACCAGUCAAUUCAAUUGUCACAUUCACUCCGAUUUUCUUAGCUGCGCUUCAUCCAUUCCCCUUUUUUUCCAGCUCUCAGUUUGCUUUAGUUCAACUGUAUAUCUAUUUUAUGCUGAAAUAUGCAAUGGAGAUGGUACUUGCUGAAUCCAGCGUCAUCACUGGAUAUUACUUUAUUUGGUCGACUAGCAGUGUGGCAAUCUUUCUUGCAUGUCUCGGGCUAACGGUGCUUCCAGUCAACGUUGUUGUUGGAAGCUACAUCAGCAACAUGUAUACUACUAAGCUUCCACGUAUUGAUCCCUUACUCUGUGCCUCAGUAUGUCACUCAGCCCUUAUAACAUUCGUGUCAGCUGAAGUCCUUGAAGGUGUAAACUUAUCACUCCUAUCUCGAGUCAUGUCAUCGAGGCUUUCUCGUGGGACAUACAAUGGCGGACUGCUUUCAACCGAAGCAGGGACCCUAGCUCGAGUAAUUGCAGAUGGAACAAUUACACUAGCUGGGUUUUGGGGUGAGAGCAAGCUCUUGAAUACCACCCUGAUUCCUGCAUUGUUCAUCUGCGUCUCAUCCAUUGUUGCCACCUGCUUCACCUACAACUCUCUCUACUGA
Molecule: messenger RNA, 1257 nt
Organism: Prunus armeniaca (apricot)
Lineage: Eukaryota; Viridiplantae; Streptophyta; Magnoliopsida; Rosales; Rosaceae
Source: the annotation of a GenBank genome assembly